AUGUUGAACACAGAGGGUGGUUUCCGCUCUACAGAUACCCCGGUUUCCCGCGAGUCUUUAGCAACCUCUAGAAGUAGUGGACAAACAUUGCACUCCUCAUCGUCUUCUGGUUCAUCUAUUGGAUCAGUGGGAUCAUCUUCUUCUACUGUAGGCAAUGGAGUUAAGAAACAACAAUAUCCUACUGCUCCUGCUAGUGGCUUGAGUGCGUCCAAGUACAACACCUCUUUCAAAGAUACUUCACAAUUUGGAGCACAAAGAUCUCAAAUAAACCACGUUCAUUUUCAAAAAAGCACACCAGUUCAUUCCUCUGCUUCUUAUUUUUCUAAUUUUAAUGAACCGGUAGAUACUAAGAAAAUCCAGCUCUUUAAUAAUUUUGGCAACGAUUACUCUGAUCAUUACCUACGAACUGGAGUACUUCCCCAAGUUCAUGUUCAAAAUUCUGAUAUGCCACUUGUUGGAUACCCCAGACUUCAAAGACUUCACGAACUAAAGGCAACACACACUCUUCAUCAUGCUUGUACACCAUAUUGUGCUUCCAUGCCGGUUCCAGAUAUGCCGUCAACACUCCAAAAAUGGGCUGCGCACGAUGGCCUUAUUUUUGAUGUUGUUAUGGUAGGAGGAUGUUAUCCAUAUGCACCAUCAUUAAGCACAUUGGCAUCUUUGCCAAUUCCUCAGUUGACUCCUCGUCCAAGCAUUGCGCUUAUAUGGGUACCUGGUUAUGGAUUAGAUACUGCACGACAAGCUUUGGAGGCCUGGGGAUUCCGCAGAAGUGAAGAUAUCGUAUUCAUGUGUCGCUCGCGCGAAUCAGUGUACUACCCUCCACAGCAUGAAGAUGACAUUAUUGAAAAAUCAACUUGGCACUGCCUUUUAGGACUGAAAGGGACGCUUCGUCGUUCUGAAGAUACUGACUUAAUCAACUGUAACGUUGAUACAGAUAUCAUUGUUGAGACUUUAAAAGAGAGAGCGUGCAUUGUACCUGAACAAAUGUAUUCAAUAAUUGAAAAUUUCACGCUUAUGUCUCGCAGGAUUCAUAUAAUUCCGGGGUAUGCUGGAUCUUCCUUACCUGUUCGGCCUCGCCCUGGAUGGGUUAUUGUUUCUCCAGAGGCACCGGCUAACAAUUUUUUGCCUCAGACAUACUUAAACGAGAUGAGAGUUUUAGGUCAUAGAGUACCUGUAGACCCAGAAAUUGAUCUUUUGCGACCGAAGACCCCUCCCAGAGCCAAAAGGGGAGUUUCUAUGAAAUAG
Molecule: messenger RNA, 1245 nt
Organism: Magnusiomyces paraingens
Lineage: Eukaryota; Fungi; Ascomycota; Dipodascomycetes; Dipodascales; Dipodascaceae
Exons: 1
Coding region: 1-1245 (414 amino acids)
Cellular component (GO): RNA N6-methyladenosine methyltransferase complex; nucleus
Molecular function (GO): mRNA binding
Source: RefSeq, a predicted model, not a curated record